Drosophila hydei is the source of this 1745-nucleotide messenger RNA. It is a transcript of the gene hd, whose product is annotated as protein downstream neighbor of son homolog. Gene Ontology annotation, biological process: nuclear DNA replication. Gene Ontology annotation, cellular component: nucleus. The record is from RefSeq and is a predicted model, not a curated record. Lineage: Eukaryota; Metazoa; Arthropoda; Insecta; Diptera; Drosophilidae. The transcript is spliced from 3 exons. The annotation marks the transcript as partial.
ACAGCAUUGCAAAGACUAAAGCAGAAGAAGAAACAACUUGCGGCACGUUUGAGCAGCAACAACAAUAAUAAGCGGCUAGAAUUGGAUGAGAAUGAUAAAUGCAAGUUACUGGAAGCCAAGAUAGCUCAAAAGCGCAAUAAUCCAUUUGCCAAAUCCAAAGAUGGCGCCAAGAAACAAAAGAUCGAUGAACAACCACAAGAGGCAACUGUAUCCGUAUCUAAAAACGCAACCACCAAUAAUUUAGCAUGUUUGACAUCCACGCGUCCGCCACCAGCAAAGUUAACAUUGCAGAAAUUCGAUGUUCAAGCAUUUGCUAAACUGCUGCAUCAAGCUAAGGCCACACAAGCCGAUGAGGAAGAGGAUGCCGCAUUGGCUGCUCGGCAGAAGCAUACGCCACAUCUGCCAAUGGAUUGGUGCCUUAAGACGCGUGUGCGCUUCUUUUGCCCAACUGAUCUGCCCGCCACACAACUUAAAACUUCACAGCUGGCCAGCGGGCUGACCAGUUUUGUGCGUUGCUUCGACACUAACCAGACGGAGAGUACUCUGGAUAUAUCAGAUGCAACUCGAUUCAAUCAAUGCACCUACUAUUGGCAGCAUCCACAUCUGCCUUGGCUGACGCUUUUCCCACGCAAUGCUAAGGAGAAUAAUGGCAUCACAAUUGGCGAACGCGAGCGCAAAGCUUUGGCCGAAGAGUGGGACUACAGUUUUCGAGGAUUAUUUCAGCUGCUUCGUGCACGUCAGUGUCCGUACUUUUAUUUGUGUGCCAAUUCCUUUACGGUGCUCUUUCGAGCAGCUGGUACCGGUGGGCGACCAGAAACACAUGCCUUGGUUACUCCAUCUACUCGUGGCAUGCGUAGCGCACUUCAGCAAGAGGGGAUUGAGUACAGUAUGCCAUUGAAGCAGCAACAGGAUGUUGGAGAAGGCGGAGCCUCGAAUAGCAGCUUUAUAGAAGAGAACGAGGCAAACAAUAGCGAUAAUGGAACAGGUCUAGCUAAUGGCCAGGCCAAAGAUAUUCAACAGAUUUCCGAUGAAGAAGAUGAUGAUGAUGCUUGGUUAGAGAGUUUGGGCGUAGAUGAACGCGAGUUACGGCGCAUACAAACGACACAUGCAAGGAAGUUGAAGGCAGCCGAAAUGAGCGAGGAUUUUAGUGAUAACUCUCUGCUGCUAAUUGAAGGUGUCGAGUGUCAAGGGUUCUUCAGUUAUCUGCUUAAUGCAAAAAGCACCAUCACCAGCGUUGGCCGCCUGGCUGGAGUACCACCCACGCUUCUGGCUCCUGUUGCAUUUCCUAAAGCUACGAUGCAGCACUUGGUGCCACGCUCCAAGAAAGUACGACUUGAUGGCACAGACUACUACAGCAUUGAUAUCAAAGGAUUGCUGUUGCCCACAUUCCUGCCAAGCGUUGCGAUGCUGCUUUGCGAGACACGCCACACAUUCAGCGCCACGCUCGCUAGUAGUAUUAAUACCCUCUCUUUUAGCAAAGCGACCCAGAAACUGCUGGAGACCACAACACCUGCGGAAUCGAAGGAAGCUGAGAAGAGCGAUACCGGCUGCGGCCAGGUUUUUGGAGAGCAAAAUCUAUCGGACUGCGGUCUACUGCCUGCUGUCGUGGGCUCCAUAUGUCGGACAGGUCAUAAUGCUGUUGGGUUACUUGAGCGUGUCUGUUAUCAGCAAGGGGAGGGAUAUGCAUGGAGCUGACUUAAAUUACCAAAACAUUUUUUUAGGCAGCUAUAAAUAAUCUAUAUUCU